Molecule: messenger RNA, 669 nt
Organism: Fragaria vesca subsp. vesca
Lineage: Eukaryota; Viridiplantae; Streptophyta; Magnoliopsida; Rosales; Rosaceae
Product: non-specific lipid-transfer protein-like
Exons: 3
Coding region: 295-669 (124 amino acids)
Cellular component (GO): cytosol
Source: RefSeq, a predicted model, not a curated record
UCCACAUGGGUCGAGCCCAACUACGCAUCAUGGGCCUAGCCCAGUUAAGUUCGGUUAAACAAAAGAGCGGAUGUAUGACGUCAGACAAGAACCCAGAAAAAAUGGGGUGUGGUUGGAAAGCGUGCCUGAUCCGUCAUCUCAUCUCUGGUAAUUAAUCUUAGUUAUAGUUCGCGCUUGAUUUAUACACGCCAUUAAAUUCCCCCAUUACUUUUGUAUCGCUCCGCCGAACCAACCAACCGACCAGUCAUAAUAAAACGACGUAGCUUUUGCUGUUGUGUCGAAGAAGAAGAAGAGAUGGGGAGCAACGAUGAGCUCAAGUCGGACGCUUUCCUGGAGCAGAUGAAACAGCACCUCACCACCGACGCCGGUAAAGCCAUCGUCAAGAAGACCGGCCUCGUUUACCAGAUGAACAUCGCACCCAAGAAAAUCGGGUUCAAUGAGGUGAGUUUCACCAUUGAUCUGAAGAAAGGGGAGGUGAAGAAAGGGGCGUAUGAAGAAGGAAAGGCGGAUGCGGUGUUUUCGUUCAAGGACGAUGAUUUCGUGAAGCUAGCGCUGGGGAAGAUGAAUCCCCAGAUUGCUUUCAUGAGAGGAGCCAUAAAGAUUAAGGGAAGCAUGAGUGCUGCUUACAAAUUCCCUUCCGACAUUUUCCCCAAGCCUUCCGAGAUGUGA